CAGACGUUUACAGAAGAUCUUAUUGAGAAUUAACAAAGGUUUAGAUGUUGACGAUUUAGUUUGACUUACAGUAACCAUGUUACACACACACACACGCACACAAUCGGUGAGUAUACAAGGCUUUGGGGUGUGGGUGAAGUGAUGCUGUUCUGCGCCACUAUAGGGAGUCCGCUGCUUACUUGCAAAACGAAAGUAAAACGAGGAAAAGAAAUGACGUGACGCCAUCUCUUUAAGAACUGCGUAGUUUGUGGUGAGUACAAUGCUUAUUCCUCAUCUAACCAUGUAGGCACGAAAAUGCUGACUGCCAUUACAAAAAUAACUUCCACUUUUAACUAAUGCUCGUGUGAUGCGUUUAGCACAGUACAUAAAAAAAGCAGGCAAGAAUACUGCGUUUCUGCUGCACCCAAAUUGCCACAUCGUUAUUCAAGCUGUAAAAGACCGCCGUAAAGAUAGUUUGCGGUUUAAUUUUAAGAUUUAUUUUGGCUAUAAGUAGCUACCCAGUCAGCAAAUUUCAUUUGGCCCGGAUUUGGCCCAUAUCAACAGUUAAAGUGUUAGCAGUAGCAGAUUAGUACGUGUUUCCCGGCCCAGAAAUGGUCCACAUCUUUUUUGCCAGAGCUGAACCAAAACAGUGCCAUAGCUCAAACCAAAAUGAGCCAAAUCAUGAAAACAGAUGUGGCUGAUAUAUGGACCUCAUAUGGUAUUUUUGUAUGGCUGAGUUCUCUAAAGGGCUGAUGGCCCUAUACGUGGCCCACAUAAGGCUGAUAGACCAAAGGCCAUUCUUUAAUCAUAUUUACACCACACCUAUUUUUGAAUUUAAAUUACCCAUUACACAGUAAAUCCUAAACACAUACAUUUAUUCACAGUCAUUCAUUAUUUAAUGUUUAUAAUAUAAUUUUAAUAGCAGAAGUACAAUACAGAACAUAAGUGUGAAUACAAUUUGUAUUCAAUUUGUACACAAUUUGUGAACAAUUUGUGAAUACUUUGUCACAAAUGAGUGAAUAAAUGUAACAUUACAGUAAUUAAUACUUUCAGUAAGUCUUGCCAGUCUCUCGGUCACAGUCUAUCAGGAAAAAGAAGAGAAAAAAACAUUAGUAUAUAAUAAUUAGUGUCAUACAUUAGAUUAUUUGAAUAUUAAGACAAGCAUAUUAUUAAUGACAGCAAAUCAUCACUGCACAUAUUGUCUUUUUGCCGCCACCCAAAGACAUGAGUGCUGCUGUGUAGCCCUUUUUAAAUGAAGAAAAUGUUAGCUACUCUAAUAACAGGCUAUUUUAGACAUAAUACUUAACAAUACACAUAAUAUUAUUGAAAACACUAUGGGUGUAAUGGUAUGCAAAAAUGAUGGUUCAGUGAAAGAAGGCCCAUAUGUGCUCAGCCAUGCCAUACCUUGGCCAAACAUGACAGCUAUUAGCCACAUUUGGCGCAAGCAAUCUUGCUAUCUGGGUAAACAGUGCACUGUCAUAGACAUGGAAAUCAAUUUCUCAGCAUUCUUUUUUGAGAAAGGAGCAGCACAGUGAAUCCACAAUGAGUCUUCAUAAAGACAGAGAAGAUGAGGAUGCUGCCUUAAAGUUUGAUUCUCAACCUCCACAACCAAGCUGUGAUCAGCCAAUGACUUCUGACCCCAGCAAUCCAAGGAGGAAGGAACAGAAAUCAAACUUUCCAGAACCCAGCAUUGUGUCUAUGAAGAGUGAUAGAUCCAUGAAACCACCCCUUGGAUUCAGUGAAGAACCAGUGACCUCUGACCCGACAUUGUCUCAGACCUGCACUUCAUAUCAUGAGACUGAACACCUGCUGAAACCAGUGGAGGAUGUCCAUCAGAGAGUCAAAGAACAACACAAAACCAGCAUGAAGAACAAGUAUGAGAGAUUAUUUGAGGGACUCAAACUAAAAGAGACUCAAACCCUCCUGAACAAUGUCUACACACAGCUCUACAUCACAGAGGGAGAGAGUGAAGGAGUGAAUGAAGAACAUGAGGUUUUACAGAUGGAGAAAACGGCCAGAACAAAACAAUCACAAGACACUCCAAUCUACUGCAAUGACAUCUUUAAAUCCUCACCUGAACCAGGAUGUGAGGAGAAAGACCAAAUCAAGACUGUUCUGACUAAAGGCAUCGCUGGAAUCGGAAAAACCGUCUCUGUGCAGAAGUUCAUUCUGGACUGGGCUGAGGGAAAAGCCAAUCAGGAUGUAGAUUUCAUGUUUGUGCUUCCAUUUCGAGAGCUGAACUUGAUCCGAGAUCAUCAGUACAGUCUUCACAGACUUCUGCUGGACUUUCAUCCUGAACUUCAAGAUCUGGACUCAAAGAUUUAUGAGGAGUGUAAAGUUGUGUUCAUCUUUGAUGGUCUGGAUGAAAGCAGAAUUACACUGCUGUUUUCAGAUGAUCAGAAAGUUUGUGAUGUGACUGAGACUUCAGUGGGUGUGUUGAUGUCAAACCUCAUGAAAGGAGAGCUGCUUCCCUCUGCUCUCAUCUGGAUCACCUCCAGACCAGCAGCAGCCAGUCAGAUCCCCUCCAAAUACAUCAACCGUCUGACAGAAAUACAGGGAUUCAAUGAAUCUCAGAAGGAGGAAUAUUUCAGGAAGAGAAUCAGUGAUGAGCAUCAAGCCAGCAGAAUCAUCUCACACAUCAGAAAAGCAAAAAGCCUCCACAUCAUGUGCCACAUUCCCGUCUUCUGCUGGAUCUCAUCCACUGUGCUUCAGAAGCUCCUGAAAGAAGAUCUGAGUGCAGAAAUCCCUCAAACUCUGACUGAAAUGUACAUCCACUUCCUGCUGAUUGAGAUCAACAUGAGGAAUCAGAAGUAUGAAGAGAGAGAUCCAGAGAAACCCCUGCCCUCCAACAGAGAAGUGAUUGUAAAACUUGCUGAUGUGGCUUUCAAACAGCUGAUGAAGGGCAGUGUGAUGUUCUAUGGGGAGGACCUGAUUGAAAGCAGCAUAGACGUCACUGACGCCUCAGUGUAUUCUGGGAUUUGCACUGAGAUCUUUAAGGAAGAAUCUGUGAUUCAUCAGAGGAAAGUCUACAGCUUCAUUCAUCUGAGCGUUCAGGAGUUUCUCGCUGCUUUCCAUGUGUUUUAUUACCAUGUGAAUACAACUAUGGAGGAACUAAAGAAUUUUGCUUCAGUAGAAAAUUUGCUUAAAGGUGCAGUAGACAAAGCCCUAGAGAGUGAGAAUGGACAUCUGGAUCUGUUCCUGCGGUUCCUGCUGGGCAUCUCACUGGAGUCCAAUCAGAGACUCUUACAGGAUCUACUGACACACACUGAGAACAGCUCAGAGAGCAUCAGGAGAACCACACAGUUCAUUAAAGAGAAGAUCAAAGAUGGACAUGGACUCUCCACCGAAAGAUCCAUCAAUCUGUUCCUCUGUCUGCUGGAAAUGAAAGAUCAGACUCUGUCCAGAGAGAUUCAGGAGUUUGUGAAAUCAGACAAACACUCUGAGAAAAAACUCUCUCCUGCUCACUGCUCAACAAUCACCUACAUGAUUCAGAUGUCAGAGGAGGUGCUGGAUGAGCUGGACCUCAGGAAGUUCAACACAUCAGAUGAUGGUAGAAAAAGACUGAUACCAGCUGUGAUCAACUGCAGAAAAGCUCUUCUUGCUGGCUGUAAUCUCACUGCUCAGGAUUGUGAAAUGUUGUCAUCAGCUCUACAAUCCUCAAACUCUGUCCUGAGAGAGCUGGAUCUGAGUAAUAAUGACCUGCAGGACUCAGGAGUGAAGCUGCUCUCUGAUGGACUGGAGAGUCCAAACUGUCAGCUGGAGAUACUGAGGUUGUCUGGCUGUAUGGUGACAGAGGAAGGCUGUGGUUAUUUGUCUUCAGCUCUGAGUUCAAACCCCUCACACCUGAGAGAGCUGGAUCUGAGCUACAAUCACCCAGGACAAUCAGGAGUCCAGCUGCUCAAACACAAACUGGAGGAUCCAAAUUGCUCACUGCAGAUACUCAAUUUGGACCACGGAGCCCAUUUCAGAAUCACACAAGGACUGAGAAAAUAUGCAUAUAAUCUCACACUGGAUCCAAAAACAGCAAAUAAUCAUCUCCGUCUGUCUGAGGACAACAGGAACGUGACCCAUGUCAAAGAACCACAGUCGUAUCCUGAUUAUCCAGAGAGAUUUGAGAACUAUGAGCAGGUUCUGUCUCAAGAGAGUCUGACUGGACGCUGUUACUGGGAGGCUGAAUGGAGUGGGAAGAUGUGGGCUGAUAUAUCAGUGUCAUAUAAAGGAAUCAAGAGGAAGGGAGGGACUGAAUGUUGGUUUGGAUACAAUGACAAAUCCUGGAGUCUUUUCUGCACUGCUAACGGAUUCCAUGUUUGGCAUAAUAAUAAGAACACUGACAUUCCUGCCCUUUCAUCCUCUAAUAGAGUAGGAGUGUAUGUGGAUGUGUCGGCCGGCACUCUGUCCUUCUACAGCGUCUCUGACACACACACACUCACACACUUACACACAUUCAACACUACAUUCACUGAACCCCUCUAUGCUGGAUUCAGGUUGUUUGAAACAUCAUUGUCUUUAUGCAAAUUCAGCAACCUGCUGUGAGACACAAUCAGUCUUGUUUUGAAGCAGUCACAAACCUUUCUUACAUGAAGUACAAGUAAGUGUUAAAGACCCACAAGAAAUCAUAUUUGAAGUAGUGCUAGUUUUCACAAGCUGUUCACUUAAUACAGUAUUUGCAAUCAAAGUGUGUGUGCGUGUGUGUGCCUG
This is a messenger RNA of Labeo rohita (rohu), 4677 nucleotides long. Its product is annotated as NACHT, LRR and PYD domains-containing protein 12. Gene Ontology annotation, molecular function: protein binding. The coding region runs from base 1522 to 4512 and encodes 996 amino acids. The transcript has 7 exons. NCBI's taxonomy places the organism in Eukaryota, Metazoa, Chordata, Actinopteri, Cypriniformes, Cyprinidae. The record is from RefSeq and is a predicted model, not a curated record.